Orycteropus afer afer is the source of this 1314-nucleotide messenger RNA. RefSeq names its product keratin, type I cuticular Ha7-like. The record is from RefSeq and is a predicted model, not a curated record. Gene Ontology annotation, molecular function: structural molecule activity. The coding region runs from base 1 to 1314 and encodes 437 amino acids. The transcript has 7 exons. Lineage: Eukaryota; Metazoa; Chordata; Mammalia; Tubulidentata; Orycteropodidae.
AUGACUUCUAACUACUGCAACUCCCGCCUCAGUGGGAAGGUUUCAGAGGCCAAGGCUGUCUCCCCAUGCCUCUCAGCCACCCUGGCUCAUACCAACCGAGCCCGUGUGGGGGCAACCCCUCUGGGCCAACCCAGUCUCUGUCUGCCCCCCAGCUGCCAUGCCGCUUGCCCCUUGCCAGGGACCCGCCACAUUCCAGGCAACAUUGGAAGCUGUGAGCCCUAUGGCAAAGGUGCCCUGAAUGGCCAUGAGAAGGAAACCAUGCAGUUCCUGAAUGACCGUCUGGCCAACUACCUGCAGAAGGUGCGGCACCUGGAGCAGGAGAAUGCGGAACUGGAGACCAAGAUCCGAGAAUUUAGCAAAUGCCAGGAGACCUACGUGUGUCCAAAUUACCAGUCCUACUUCCAGACCAUUGAGGAGCUCCAGCAGAAGAUCCUGUGCAUCAAAUCUGAGAACAACAGGCUGGUCGUGCAAAUAGACAAUGCCAAGCUGGCUGCAGAUGACUUCAGGACCAAGUAUGGGACGGAGCAGUCACUUCGCCAACUGGUGGAAGCUGACAUCUGUGGCCUGCGCAGGGCCCUGGACGACCUCACCCUUGCCAAGUGUGACCUGGAGGCCCAGCUGGAGUCCCUGAAGGAAGAGCUCCUCUGCCUCAAGACCAACCAUGAGCAGGAAGUCUACACUCUGAGGUGUCAGCUGGGCGACAAGCUCCGGAUCGAGCUGGACACUGAGCCCACCACAGACCUGAACAGGGUGCUGGGGGAGAUGCGGUGCCAGUACGAGGCCAUGGUGGAGACCAACCGCCAGGAUGUGGAGCAGUGGUUCCAAGCUCAGUCUGAAGGCAUCAGCCUGCAGGCCAUGUCCUGCUCCGAGGAGCUGCAGUGUUGCCAGUCAGAGAUCCUAGAGCUGAGAUGCACGGUGAAUGCCCUGGAGGUGGAGCUCCAAGCUCAGCACAACCUGAAAGACUGCCUGCAGAACUCUUUGUGUGAAUCCGAGGCCCGCUACAGCACUGAGCUGGCCCAGAUGCAAAGCCUGAUCAGCAAUGUGGAGGAGCAACUGGCCGAGAUCCGGGCUGACCUGGAGCGGCAGAACCAGGAGUACCAGGUGCUGCUGGAUGUCAGGGCCCGGCUGGAGGGUGAGAUCGCCACAUACCGGAACCUUCUGGAGAGCGAGGACUGCAAACUUCCAUGCAACCCAUGUGCGACUCCUGCCUCCAGCACUUCCUAUCCAGCCCCGGCAGCCUGUACCCCCUGCUCUCCCUGCCUCUCUGGGCCUCCUCGGGCCUCUUGUGGGCCUUGCCCAUCGACUCGAUGCUGA